Molecule: messenger RNA, 6942 nt
Organism: Pteropus alecto (black flying fox)
Lineage: Eukaryota; Metazoa; Chordata; Mammalia; Chiroptera; Pteropodidae
Product: myomegalin
Exons: 41
Coding region: 280-6927 (2215 amino acids)
Cellular component (GO): microtubule organizing center; nucleus
Molecular function (GO): zinc ion binding
Source: RefSeq, a predicted model, not a curated record
GGAGUCGGGUUACACCACUUGUGUCUGAGUUCAGGCCGCAUGUCCCUCCGUCAGGAAUUCCGCAAAUACCUCCCAGAGGUAAAAAAGGAAAGUGCGCUGCGCUGCAGCAGCCAGAGCAGCCAGCCUGGUCCCGAGUCCUGGAGGGCGCGCCAGCCACCCGGGCCAUGUGGCCGUAGCCUCCGCAGCGUCCCGGCCGCGCGCUUCAUGCCGCGGGGCAGCCGCGCCGCGGUGCUGGGGUGAAGGGGUGACCGGGCACGCUCCUCCCCAUGGGUGCCCACCAUGUCUAAUGGAUAUCGCACUCUGUCCCAGCACCUCAAUGACCUGAAGAAGGAGAACUUCAGCCUCAAGCUGCGCAUCUACUUCCUGGAGGAGCGUAUGCAGCAGAAGUAUGAGGCCAGCCGGGAGGACAUCUACAAGCGGAACAUCGAGCUGAAGGUUGAAGUAGAGAGCCUGAAGAGAGAACUCCAGGACAAGAAACAGCAUCUGGAUAAAACCGGGGCUGACGCGGAGACCCUCAACAGCCAGAAUGAAGCCGAGCUCCGGCGCCAGUUUGAGGAGCGACAGCAGGAGACGGAGCACGUUUACGAGCUCCUGGAGAAUAAGAUCCAGCUUCUGCAGGAGGAGUCCAGGCUAGCGAAGAACGAGGCCCCGUGGAUGGCAGCUCUGGCAGAAGCCGAGAAGGAGUGUAACCUGGAGCUCUCGGAGAAGCUGAAGGGCGACACCAAGGGCGGGGCCGAUGCAGCGGGAGACAGGGUCAGGCCCGACCCAUACACCGAGGCCCUGGCUCAGAGGGACGGACGGAUUGAAGAACUGAGUCAGAGCCUGGCCACCCAGGAGAAGCUUGUAGAACAGCUCUCUCAAGAAAAACAACAGUUGCUGCAUCUGUUGGAGGGGCCAACUAGCAUGGAGGUACAGCCCAUGACUGAAGAGUCACUCAGACAACAAAAGCUGAAUUCAAAUGAGACCAUUAUAACUCAACAGCCUGUAUCCGAUUCUCACGUGGCAGAACUCCAGGAAAAAAUCCAGCAAAUAGAGGCCACCAACAAGAUUCUUCAAGAGAAACUGAAUGAAAUGGACUACGAACUGAAGUCUGCUCAGGAGUCAACUCAGAAGCAAGAUGGUGUAAUUCAGGGCCUCAAGGAAACUCUGAAAAGCAGGGAAAGUGAGACCGAGGAGUUGUACCAGGUAAUCGAAGGUCAGAACGACACGAUGGCGAAGCUCCGCGAAAUGCUGCACCAGAGCGAGCUUGGACAGCUCCACAGUUCGGAAGGUGCUUCUGCAGCUCAGCAGCAGGUGGCUUUGCUUGACCUUCAGAGCGCUUUAUUCUGCAGCCAGCUGGAAAUACAGAAGCUCCAGAGGGUGGUCCGACAAAAGGAACGCCAGCUGGCCGAUGCCGAACGAUGUGUCCAGUUUGCAGAGGCUGCGGCCCAUGACAGAGAACAGCAGAGAGAGGCUUCUUGGCAGCAUAACCAGGAAUUGCGAAAAGCCUUGCAGCAGAUACAAGGAGAAUUGCAGAAUAAGAGCCAACAGCUUCUUACUCUGGAGACUGAAAAAUACAAUGAGAUUCGAACCCAGGAGCAACACAUUCAGCACCUAAAUCACAGUCUGAGUCACAAAGAGCAGCUGCUUCAGGAAUUUCGGGAGCUCCUGCAGUAUCGAGAUAACUCGGACAAAGCCUUUGAAGCAAACGAAAUGUUGCUUGAGAAACUGCGGCAGCGGAUACAGGAUAGAGACGUCGCUCUAGAGCGGGCCAUAGACGAGAAGUUCUCCUCUCUAGAAGAAAAGGAGAAGGAGCUGCGGCAGCUCCGUCUGGCCGUGAGAGAGCGCGACCACGACCUGGAAAGGCUACGUGGGGUCCUCUCCUCUAACGAAGCCACCAUGCAGAGUCUGGAGAGUCUCCUGAGGGCCAAAGGCCUGGAAGUGGAACAGUUAUCUGCUACCUGUCAAAACCUCCAGUGGCUGAAGGAAGAAAUGGAAACCAAAUUUGGCCGUUGGCAAAAGGAACAAGAAAGUAUCAUUCAGCAGUUGCAGACGUCUCUGCACGACAGGAACAAAGAAGUAGAGGAUCUCAGUGCAACGCUGCUCUGCAAACUCGGACCAGGACAGAGCGAGAUCGCGGAGGAGCUGUGCCAGCGUCUGCAGCGGAAGGAAAGGGCGCUGCAGGACCUCCUCAGUGACCGAAACAGGCAAGCCGCGGAGCACGAAGUGGAGAUUCAGGGCCUGCUGCAGUCUGUGAGCGCCAGGGAGCAGGCGAGCCAGGCUGCUGCAGAAAGGAUGGUACAAGCCCUAAUGGAAAGAACUUCAGAAUUACAGGCCCUGCGCCAGUAUUUAGGAGGGAAAGACUUCAUGGUGUCCCAAGCACUCAUCUCUAACCAGCCAACUGAAGUCACCUGCAUCAGCCCCCAUCUUGGGGAGCAGAUUGACCAAGGUUCAGUGCAUUUACCCUCCGGAGGUGAUAACAGUCCACUGACUGCCAAAGGGGAUACCAGCUUGCCCAGGCCCUCCUUAGGGGACUCGGAUGCAGUUGCGGGGCUGGAAAAAGAACUGAGUAACGCCAAAGAGGAACUUGAACUCAUGGCUAAAAAAGAAAGAGAAAGUCGAAUGGAGCUCUCUGCACUGCAGUCCAUGAUGGCCAUGCAAGAGGAGGAGCUGCAGGUGCAGGCUGCCGACCUGGAGUCCCUGACCCGGACCGUGCAGAUUAAAGAAGACCUCAUAAAGGACCUGCAAAUGCAACUGGUUGAUCCCGAAGACAUACCAGCUAUGGAACGCCUGACCCAAGAAGUCUUACUUCUUCGGGAAAAAGUUGCUUCAGUAGAAUCACAGGGUCAAGAAGCUUCAGGAAACCGAAGACAGCAAUUGCUACUGACACUAGAAGGACUGGUAGACGAACGGAGUCGGCUCAACGAGGCCCUGCAAGCGGAGAGACAGCUCUACAGCAGCCUGGUGAAGUUUCACGCCCAUCCCGAGAGCUCUGAGAGAGACCGAACUCUGCAGGUGGAGCUGGAAGGGGCCCAGGUGUUACGCGGUCGGCUAGAAGAAGUUCUUGGAAGAAGCCUCGAGCGCUUGAGCAGACUGGAGACCCUGGCCGCCAUUGGAGGCGCAGCUGCGGGGGAUGACACCGAAGAUGCCAGCACCGAGUUCACGGACAGCAUUGAGGAGGAGGUCGCACACAGUAGCCACCAGCAACUCAUCAAGGUGGCUCUGGAGAAGACUCUGGCAGCCGCGGAGCCCCAGAACGUGUCUCUCCCGCCUCCCUCGGCGACAGGAGGCGAGAGUAACAGGGCUCUCCAGGAGGAGAUGCUCCACCUGAGAGCCGAGAUCCACCAGCACCUGGAGGGGAAGAGGAAAGCCGAGGGGGAGCUGAAAGAGCUAAAGGCUCAACUUGAGGAAGCGGGAUUCUCCUCUGUGGCCCACAUCAGGAACACCGUGCUGAGCCUUUGCCUCGAGAACGCGGAGCUGAAAGAGCAGAUGGGAGAAGCGAUGUCCGACGGAUGGGAGAUCGAGGAAGACAAGGAGAAGAGCGAGGCCGCGCUGGCCAAAGCGGGGCCGAACGACAGGAGCCUUCAGGCUGAGCUCAGAAAGCUCCAGGGCAAGCUGAAGAACGCCCGCAACGUCAUCAGCCUCCUCAAAGAGCAGCUGGCGCUGAGCAGCCAGGAAGGACGGAGGCAGCUCAGUCCCCAGCUCCUCGUGCGCCUGGCCGGGGAGGUGGACGGGGUGAGCACAGAGCCGGGGCGCUGCCCUGGGCUGCACCAGCGCGGAGGGGAGGAGGACGCGACCGCGAGGCCCUGCCCCGGGCCCCAGGGCCUCGGCCUCGGGUGCGCCCUCGCCGCGGAUGCCCACCAACUGAAUAACCAGCCCCAGGCCUGUGUCCCUGGGCCUCAGUCAGGACUUAGCCUCCCAGUAUCCACCAAGCACCUGCGCUCCCAGCUGGCUCAAUGCAGACAGCGCUACCAGGAUCUCCAGGAGAAGCUGCUGAUAUCAGAAGCCACUGUCUUUGCCCAGGCCAACCAGCUGGAGAAAUACAGAGCCAUGUUCAGCGAGUCCUUGGUGAAGCAGGACAGCAAGCAGGUCCAGGUGGACCUGCAGGACCUGGGCUAUGAGACUUGUGGCCGAAGCGAGAAUGAGGCUGAGCGGGAGGACAGCACCAGCCCCGAGUGUGAGGAGCGUGAUGGCCUCAGGGAGACAGUCCCCAUGGAGGGGCCGUGCUCUGAGCAGGGGGGCCUGGGCUCGGCACUGGCCGGUCCCCCUGGGAGGAAGCCCUUGGGCAGCCAGCUACGGAAGCAGGACGAGCUCCAGGCACGUGGGAAGUCAGACGACAUCUCCGUCCUCCAUAAGGACAUCAGAGAUCUGAAGGCCCAGCUGCAGACGGCCAACAAGGUCAUUCAAAACCUCAAGAGCCGGGUCCGGUCCCUCUCGGUCACAAGCGAUUAUUCAUCGAGUCUGGAGAGGCCCCGCAAACUAAAGGCGAUUGGCACCCUCGAGGCCUCCUCGCCCCAUAGCGUCACCGACGAGGACGAGGGAUGGCUGUCGGAUGGCACUGGGGCUUUCUACCCUCCAGGGCUGCAGGCUAAGAGGGAGCUGGAGGGUCUGAUCCACAGAGUGUCUCAGCUGGAGGCCCAGCUCCCAAAGACCGGACCGGGGAACAAGCUGGCGGAGGAGCUGAGAUCGGCCUCGUGGCCCGGGAAAUAUGAUUCCCUGAUUCAGGAUCAGGCCCGAGAACUAUCCUACCUACGCCAGAAAAUACGAGAAGGGAGAGGUAUCUGUUAUCUUCUCACCCAGCACGCAAAAGAUACAGUGAAAUCUUUCGAGGACCUUCUAAGGAGCAACGAUAUCGACUACUACUUGGGGCAGAGCUUCCGGGAGCAGCUCGCCCAGGGGAGCCAGCUGAUAGAGAGGCUCACCAGCAAACUCAGCACCAAGGAUCAUAAAAGUGAGAAAGAUCAAGCUGGACUUGAGCCGCUGGCCCUCAGGCUCAGCAGGGAGCUGCAGGAGAAGGAGAAAGUGAUCGAAGUCCUGCAGGCCAGGCUGGACGCGGGGUCCCUCACCCCCUCCAGCAGCCACGCCUUGUCCGACUCCCACCGCUGUCCCAGCAGCUCCUCCUUCCUGUCCGAGGAGCUGGAAGCCUGCUCUGACAUGGACGUAGCCAGCGAGUUCACGCACUACGAGGAGAAAGCUCCGCCCGGUCAUUCAGAUUCCAUCCAUCAUUCAAGUCAUUCUGCUGUACUGUCUUCUAAACCAUCAGCAACCAGUGCACCUCAGGGGGUUCAGGCCGAACCCAGCAGCAACCCCAGCAGCUUGCCUGCUCCCCAGAAACGCCCCCAGGAGGCCAGCCAGGCCCAUCCAGGCCUUCAUUCCCUCUUUAUCCCCACACUGGGUAGCCUCCCCCAGGCACCGCUGCCCACGGCUCCCAGCUUCCGCCCCGCUGGCCCUCCCCCCCUUGGCUGCUGUGAGACACCCGCGGUCUCCCUGGCCGAGGCUCAGCAGGAGCUGCAGAUGCUGCAGAAGCAGUUGGGAGAAAGUAUCAGCACCGUCCAUUCUGCUUCCCCAGCCGCGUUGCCAAACAACCAUUUAGAAGCCACCUCUUCCCACUACCUCAGCCUCGCCCGGCCCCACGCUCUUCCCCGGGGCAGGGGCACCACGGAACUGGGCGGCAUCCUGGCGCCCGGGUACCUGGGCUGCAGUGGCCAGUGGGAUACGAUGAGGCCUCAGAAAGGGAGCUUAUCUGGGGACAUGUCCUCAGGCUCCUCCACGUGCCAGCUUCACUCCAAACCCACAGGGGCCGACCUGCUGGAAGAGCAUCUGGGCGAAAUCCGGAGCCUGCGCCAGCGCCUGGAGGAGUCCAUCUGCAUUAACGACCGCCUGCGGGAGCAGCUGGAGCACCGGCUCAGCUCGGCUGCCCGCGGGAGCGGACCCGCCUCCAGCUUCUACAGUCAGGGCCUGGAGGCUGUGCCACAGCUGCACGAGAACAGGGCGCUUCGGGAAGAGAACCAGAGCCUGCAGGCUCAGCUGAGUCGCAUUUCCAGAGAGCACUCCCAGGAAACAGAGUGCCUGAGGGAGGCUCUGCUGACCUCGCAAUCCCGGCUUCGAGAGCUGGAAGUGGAGCUGGAGCACCAGAAGGUGGACCGGCAGCAGCUGCUGGGAGACUUGAAGGAGAAGCAGCAGGAGAUCUCGCAUUUCCAGGAGGAACGACUGUCCCUCCAGGAGAAAGACUCCAGGCUGCAGCACAAGCUGGCCCUCCUGCAGCAACAGUGCGACGAGAAACAGCAGCUCUUCCAGGCCGUCCAGUCGGAGCUACAGAUCUACGAGGCGCUUUAUGGCACGUCCAGGAAGGGGCUGAGAGCUUGCGCCUGGGAUGCCUGUCACCCUUUGAGCAGCGACUUGAGCCACCUGGUGACAGAGAUCCGAGCUUUGCGAGGGCAGCUGGAGCAGAGCAUUCAGGUGAACAACUGCCUGCGACUGCAGCUGGAGCAGCAGCUGGAUGGUGGCGGCAAAGCCAGCCUCAGCCCCAACUCCGUCAGCCGCGACUUCGCAGCCAGCACCGACCCUGGUAGCAAGCAGCCACUCUUCCAAGAUUCGGUCGCCUCCCCUCCGGUUCGAGAUGUCGGCAUGAACCCAGCUCUGGUCUUCCCCAGCUCGCCCGCCGCUGCUCCGGGCUCAGAGACAGCCAUCUUCAAUAAGGCAAAUGAGCUGGGUUUGGCGGCCCCUCCAGUAACGAAGAGCCCUCCCAAGCUGGAGGGCGAUGCCACCGAUGGCUCCUUUGCCAAUAAGCACGGCCGCCAUGUCAUCGGCCACAUUGACGACUACAGCGCCCUCACACGGCAGAUUGCGGAGGGCAGACUGCUGGUCAAGAAGAUAGUGUCUCUCGUGAGAUCAGCCGGCGCCGGCCCUGGCCUUGCGGCUCCCGGCACAGAGGUGAUCACAGCAUAGCUCGUAGGUGCCCCU